UCACCACAUUGCCUGGAGCAUGCGUCGGCAUCCAUCCUCGCUCCUCUUGCGGUGGAUCCAAAGUAUAAUACCAAGUCCGAAGCAACACAGCCGCUCAAUGUCCUCUUACGCUCACUGUUCCGCAAGCAUGGGCAUGAGCUCUCCCCAGAAAGACUGGAACUCUAGAGAUGAAUUCUUCAAAUUCACGCGAGGCCGUUUCGUCAUAGACGAGGCGGAGAAUCUGCGCAAGCGAGAGGUCAGAUUCGACUUGAAUAGGCUCGCGAGUAUCGCGGCAGACUAGGUCGGAGCCGCUCAGUGUAUCUCAAUUACGAAGUUCCCUGAUGGUAUGUUCAACAAGGCAUUCCUUAUGUCUAUGGAUAAUGGUCGGGAAGUUGUAGCUAAGGUGCCUAACCCGAAUGCUGGGGCACCGCACUUCACUACUGCUAGUGAAGUUGCUACGAUGGAUUUUGCCAGAAAAGUUCUCAACACGCCAGCACCUCGAGUAUAUACAUGGAACUCGCAUGCGGAAUCGCAUCCUGUUGGGGCUGAAUUUAUUAUUACGGAUAAAGUUGAAGGUGUUCCGCUGUCUCAAGUUUGGGACACAAUGACCCUGCCUCAAAAACUUCAAGUGCUUCUUGCUGUGACACAUCUUCAGAAGCAAUGGCUAAGUGUUUCAUUCUCACACUAUGGCGGCUUAUACUACAAGAGAGACGUGCAACCACUAGAGGGCAGUUACUAUGCUAAGGAUGGCGAGUCUGUCAGAGACUCUGAGUUUACUAUUGGCCCAGCUACAAGCCGAGAUUGGUUUGAUGCUGGUCGAUCAGUGCUAGAUGUUGAGAAAGGGCCAUGGACCUCUUUGAUACAAUACCUACAAGCAGUUAGGACGCGAGAGCUAAAGGCAAUACAAUGUUUAAACUCUCCAAAACAAAUCGCGUUGUUCUGUGGCCCAAAUCUCUACCAGCCAGACACAGAAAAGAAAACCACCGCUUUAGCAUGGUACCAACAAGUCAUCAAUGCUCUUAUGCCAAAGGAUACAGCUAUCGCUAGUCCCUAUCUCUGGCAUGAUGAUUUGCAUGAUGAUAAUAUCUUUAUAGACCCACAGAAUCCCGGAAAGAUUACGGGUAUUAUCGACUGGCAGUCUUGUCAUAUCUCAUCUCUUUUCAAUCAUAACCCGGAUCCGGCCUUUCUCGACUGGGAUUGCCUUGAGCCUGAGACACUUGAUCUAAUAUCACGGCCGAAACUCUCGGGUCUUUCACCCAAAGAACGAUAUGCGGCCGUGCAUGAGUAUACCAUCCAAAACCUAUUCAUUGGGUGGCGGAAACUCAUGCAAGCUAAAAACCCGGAUCUGUAUCAAGUCAUUGAAUACCGAAAGACAGCAGCAUAUGGACUGAUUUUUCUUGCCCGCCGAAUGUUUGAAUAUGGCGAGGCGCACUUUCAGUCACUUCUGGUCGAUCUGAAGGACUCGUGGGCGGAGUUACCUGCCGUUACUCAUGACAGCCCAUUCCCCUUUCACUUUUCGGAGGCAGAUAUUCAACGCAUCAAAACGGAUAGUGACGAUGCAGUGGCAGGGACCCAGCUUGUCGCGGAGGUCAAGGAGAGAAUGGGUGAUCUAUGGCCAGACAAAGGCUUCAUCGAGCAUGAGCGAUACGAUGAUUGCAAAGCUGCUCUCACGGAAGUUAAAGGUCAGAUGUUGGAACAAUUGGCUGAGACUGAUGAGGAAAGGGCUGAAUUUGAGCGUUAUUGGCCAUUUGAAUAACCUCUAGUGCAUUGAGGAAGUGGCAGGUGAACUAUUGAUAACG
Messenger RNA from Aspergillus campestris IBT 28561, 1778 nucleotides. RefSeq names its product phosphotransferase enzyme family protein. NCBI's taxonomy places the organism in Eukaryota, Fungi, Ascomycota, Eurotiomycetes, Eurotiales, Aspergillaceae. Gene Ontology annotation, cellular component: mitochondrion. The transcript has 4 exons. The coding region runs from base 326 to 1735 and encodes 469 amino acids. The record is from RefSeq and is a predicted model, not a curated record.